ACUGGUGGUGGCUAAUCUUUGCUUUUUCUCUCUCGCUCAACCAACCUCAUUUUCCAAAUUCAUAUUCAUCACAUUAUUAUUAAUUAAUUAUUUCUAUAUAUAUUUGAUUUCAUUUCAUUUUUCUCCCAUCCCAGUUUACACCAAAAACAAAAUUCUGUUCGUAACGGCAAUGCUGUAGGCUGUCGCCGUUCCGUAACGGCGAUUGGUGAUAGUGAGCGUUUCAUCUUCCUUCUCAACGCUCCCUAUCACACCCUCACAUUUCUUUCUUUUCUAUCUCCGUUGACGGUUCCGUCACCGGCAACAACAAUGACUCCUCAGAAAUCAGACUCCGUCGUUUACCUUCACGGUAACCUCGAUUUGAAGAUCGUUGAGGCUCGUUAUUUACCAAACAUGGACAUGUUUUCAGAGCGUUUUCGAAGAUUCUUCUCCGCUAUUAACAAAUGCAGCAAUUCAAUCAGUGGUAAAAACCAUCCACCACGUCAUCAUCAUCAUAAGAUAAUCACCAGUGAUCCAUACGUAACCGUUUGUCUCGCCGGUGCUACGGUGGCGCGUACGCGUGUUAUUUCAAACUCGCAAUCACCGAAAUGGGAAGAGCAUUUUAAAAUUCCUUUGGCUCAUCCUGUUUCUCAGGUUGAAUUAUACGUGAAAGAUAAUGACAUGUUUGGCGCUGAAUUGAUCGGAAUCGCAACCGUUUCUGCUAAGAGGAUCUUAUCAGGUGAAUAUAUCAGUGAUUGGUUUCCGAUUAUAGGUUCUGGCGGUAAACCUCCAAAACCUGAUUGCGCGGUUUUUAUUGAGAUGAAAUUCACCAGGUGUGAUGAUAAUCCUCUUUACCGUUCCGGCAUUGUGCCUGAUCUGGAGAGGUUUUCGGUUCGGGAUUCGUAUUUUCCUGUUCGGAAAGGAGGAUCGGUGACGCUGUAUCAAGAUGCACACGUUCCGGAUUCGAUGUUGCCGGGGAUUGAAUUGGAUGAUGGUGUUGAAUUUCAGCAGGGGAAAUGUUGGGAAGAUAUUUGUCACGCAAUAUUGGAAGCACAUCAUAUGGUGUAUAUUGUUGGUUGGUCAAUUUACCAUAAGGUGAAGCUUGUUAGAGAACCAACAAAACCAUUACCAAGUGGUGGAAAUUUGAAUUUGGGGGAAUUACUCAAGUAUAAAUCACAAGAAGGUUUGCGAGUUUUACUGUUGGUUUGGGAUGAUAAAACUUCACACAGCAAAUUUUUCAUCAAUACGAAUGGAAUAAUGCAGACUCAUGAUGAAGAAACUCGAAAGUUUUUCAAGCAUUCUUCAGUUACAUGUGUGUUAUCACCACGAUAUGCCAGCAGUAAGCUUAGCAUUUUCAAGCAGCAGGUUGUCGGAACACUUUUUACGCACCAUCAGAAAUGUGUGAUCGUUGAUACCCAAGCACAUGGCAAUAAUCGGAAGAUAACCGCAUUUAUAGGUGGUCUAGAUCUUUGUGAUGGCCGUUAUGAUACACCUGAGCAUAGAAUUUUCCGUGAUUUGGACACUGUUUAUAAGGAUGAUUUUCAUAAUCCCACAUUUGUGGAAGGAACCAAGUGUCCAAGGCAACCAUGGCAUGAUCUGCAUUGCAAAAUUGAAGGGCCCGCUGCAUAUGAUAUACUCACUAAUUUUGAGCAGCGAUGGAAGAAAGCCACCAAAUGGUCUGAGUUGGGUCAAAAAUUCAAAAGAGUAUCUCACUGGCAUGAUGAUUCUUUGAUUAAGUUAGAACGCAUCUCUUGGAUUCUUAGUCCUUCUGAAUCAAUGCCAAAUGAUGAUCCUGAAUUAUGGGUUUCAAAGGAAGAUGACCCUGAAAAUUGGCAUGUUCAGGUUUUUCGAUCCAUAGAUUCAGGCUCUUUGAAAGGAUUUCCUAAGAAUACAUAUGAAGCCGGGGCUCAGAAUCUUGUUUGUGCUAAAAAUUUGGUCAUAGAUAAGAGUAUUCAAACAGCUUACAUACAUGCCAUCAGAUCCGCUCAGCAUUUUAUCUAUAUUGAGAAUCAAUACUUCAUUGGAUCAUCCUUUGCUUGGCCAUCUUACAAAGAAGCAGGUGCUGAUAACUUAAUUCCAAUGGAGUUGGCACUAAAGAUUGUCAGUAAGAUCAGAUCCCGGGAGAGAUUUACUGUUUAUAUUGUCAUUCCAAUGUGGCCCGAAGGCGUCCCUUCUUCUGCCGCCGUGCAAGAAAUGCUCUAUUUUCAGGGACAAACUAUGCAAAUGAUGUAUGAAAUCAUAGCUCGGGAAUUGAAAUAUAUGAAACUUGACAAUAGCCAUCCACAAGAUUACCUCAAUUUUUACUGUCUUGGUAACCGAGAGAAGUUUGCAGCUGAAGUUUCAAGUCCAAAUAAUGCACAUUGUGAUCAUGGCGACACGGUUUCAGCUUCACAAAAGUUCCAACGAUUUAUGAUUUAUGUACAUGCCAAAGGAAUGGUUGUGGAUGAUGAAUAUGUGAUAGUUGGGUCUGCCAAUAUCAAUCAACGAUCUUUGGCUGGAUCAAGAGAUACCGAGAUAGCAAUGGGCGCAUAUCAACCCCGUCAUACAUGGAACAAGAAAAUGGGACAUCCUCGUGGUCAGGUAUAUGGGUAUAGAAUGUCCUUGUGGGCAGAGCACUUAGGGACCAUACAUGACUGCUUCAACGAGCCUGAAAGUUUGGAAUGUGUGGAGAAUGUGAACACGAUUGCUAAAGAAAACUGGAAAAAGUAUACAGCUGAUGAUUUUAAGCCAUUGCAAGGGCACAUUAUGCAAUAUCCCAUCAAAGUGAAUGCAGAUGGGAAAGUAUGUUCUUUACCUGGAUUUGAGUAUUUCCCAGAUGUCGGUGGCAAGGUGCUAGGUUGCCGUUCUACCUUUCCCGAUGCUCUAACUACAUAGAUGUAGCAUGUUUGGUAUCAUGUCAAGUUUUCGUUAGAAUCAUGGUGAACUAUGAAGUGAAGGAAGUGUAGCUACAAAAUCACAAUGCAUGUGAUUCUGGAAAACCCAAUGUGAUGCCUAAUAACCUUCCAUUCUCAAAUAAGGGAGAGAAUUGGAUUGCAGGACAUUCCGGGCAAAAAUUUAGCGGCUCCUUGCCCCUGAUUUUUUAUAACUAUCCACUGUAUAGUAUGCAAUGGGCUGUGUAUGCCACAACCACACUAUAUAUAUGUUGUAAUGAUUGCUUGCUACAUAGAGUUUGGGGCUUCAAGUAACUUAAUAAUAAACCAUCAUUUCUUAGCCCCACGCCAGUCCCAACGCUUCUUGAUUUCUAGGAUGGUGUUGCAAUUGUUCCAACGGGGACUUCACACCUACCGGUAAAAACAGAGUUUAAAAUUUUAGACUUUAGUGUUUUAUUUUUAUAUUUAAAAGUCGUGUUGAGACUUAAGAUCAAUAUGAAAUGGAUGUCCAUCCUCUCUUCUUUUUUUUUUUUCCUUUUUUUUGGAUUAAAAAAUGGAUGUACAUCCUCUGAUAUUGUAUUAGUGUUACCCUAUUAUUCCUUCCUAAUUGGUGUACUAGUAGUAUCAUUUAUCAAAGGGGAUGAUUAAGGUA
Messenger RNA from Trifolium pratense (red clover), 3498 nucleotides. RefSeq names its product phospholipase D delta-like. The transcript is spliced from 10 exons. The coding region runs from base 307 to 2850 and encodes 847 amino acids. The record is from RefSeq and is a predicted model, not a curated record. Gene Ontology annotation, molecular function: D-type glycerophospholipase activity; calcium ion binding. Gene Ontology annotation, cellular component: plasma membrane. Gene Ontology annotation, biological process: phospholipid catabolic process; phosphatidylcholine metabolic process. Lineage: Eukaryota; Viridiplantae; Streptophyta; Magnoliopsida; Fabales; Fabaceae.